ACACAGAGGUGACACCAUGGUGCUCUCCGCCUGUGACAAGACCCAUGUGAAGACCGUCUUUGGCAAAAUAGGCCCCCACCUCGGUGACAUAGGCAGGGAGGCCCUGGUGAGGUUGUUCACCACCUACCCCCAGACCAAGACCUACUUCGCCCACUUCGACCUGCACGCCGACUCAGCUCAGAUCAAGGAGCAUGGCAAAAAGGUGGCGGGUGCACUGGCCGACGCUGCCAACCACAUCGAUGACAUCGCGGGUGCCCUCUCCAAGCUGAGCGACCUCCACGCCCAAAAGCUCCGUGUUGACCCCGUCAACUUCAAACUGCUGGGCCAAUGCUUCCUGGUGGUGGUGGCCAUCCACCACCCUGCUGUCCUGACCCCGGAGGUCCACGCUUCCCUGGACAAGUUCCUGUGCGCUGUGGCCACUGUGCUGACUGCCAAGUACCGUUAAGACGGCACCAUGGCUAGAGCUGGACCCAACCCACCGCCAGCCCUCUGACAGCGAGCAGCCAAAUGACCUGAAAUAAAAUUUGUUGCAUUUGUGCUCCA
Egretta garzetta (little egret) is the source of this 543-nucleotide messenger RNA. Its product is annotated as hemoglobin subunit alpha-A. The record is from RefSeq and is a predicted model, not a curated record. NCBI's taxonomy places the organism in Eukaryota, Metazoa, Chordata, Aves, Pelecaniformes, Ardeidae. Gene Ontology annotation, biological process: hydrogen peroxide catabolic process; oxygen transport. The transcript is spliced from 3 exons. Gene Ontology annotation, cellular component: blood microparticle; haptoglobin-hemoglobin complex; hemoglobin complex. Gene Ontology annotation, molecular function: heme binding; organic acid binding; oxygen binding. Bases 17 to 445 code for a protein of 142 amino acids.